CUUCGUGGGCAUUUAGUUGAGAUUAUUCAACAUAAUAAAUGGUCAGGUUAUAAAAAGCCUUACAUUUCAAAGAAUCUUAAUGAUGUUCUUCUACUACCUGAAGAACAACCCCCUCUUACACAAAUUAAGGAGGAUAUUAAAGAGCUGAAAGACUCAAUUAAAGAGCUAAAAGGGUUAUCCAAAUCUAAAGAGCCUUCCUCUCUUGCACAAAUUGAGGAGAUGCUUAAAAAGCUGAUACCGAAGAAAGCCGAUUAG
Molecule: messenger RNA, 255 nt
Organism: Racocetra fulgida
Lineage: Eukaryota; Fungi; Glomeromycota; Glomeromycetes; Diversisporales; Gigasporaceae
Source: the annotation of a GenBank genome assembly